AAUGUGGUAUAGAAGAAUUUAAGCAGAAAAUAGAAGCUUACCUUACGUCCCUCAAGACCAUCGCUAAUACUCAGCAAGGCAAAAGGAGCGAACGAGCACAAGAGUUGCUUGAUAAUUAUAAAAAGGCAAGCUUAUUUUUGGGGGAGUUAAAAACAAAUAAAAAAUUUGGUGGCAAUGGCCAGCCGGGGCCAGAUUAUAAAUUGGCGCGAGAUUGGGAGAAAAAUCACAAUAAACCAGCCAAAGUCGGUGUUCACUUAAACAAUUCAACAAUUACGGCCAUCAACAGCAACAUUGGGAGUGAAAGUUACAUCAGUGGAACGGUAAAUGCCAGAGCUUUGCUUAGGAAAUUGCUUCAAAAAAGAAAAUCGGCGAAUGAAAGCCAGGCAGAACCGGAUGAGAAGAGUCUAAACCCAGCAAAAAUGUGGACCCUUGAAUCAUCUGGCCGUAUUGUUGAGAAGAUCAUUUAUGAACAUGCACGAACUUUAAAGCAUGAAUCUCAUUUACAUUCCUUUAUUCUUAACGAUGUCGAUAAGAAAGCACAAUCAUUAUUCCGAAAAGAAGAGUGGGAAGAAAUAUUCUCUUUAAACCUUAAAGUUGUACCGAAAAUCGAUAAAUCAAUUACUGAGCUCAUGAAAAAAUAUUCGGUAACUAAUUUACCCUCAUUUCGAAAAACCAUCUUCGAACCCUUUCUACCACCCGGCAUCUCAUACUCCAACGAGGAACAUUUUUACUUAAAUUAUAUUAACUAUGCAUAUCGUGCAAUACACACUCUUUGGGAAGAAAACGAAAACUUUACUAUGAAUCCAUCAUCAAGAUUGGAAGGGUGGUACCAACACAAUAUAUGGAGUCCCAUCAUUGACCCAGCGUUCCGUAAUUUUGAGAUUGAUCUUAUACGUGGGGAAGGCUCAAGUAUGGCAUCUAGUGAUAGAAAAAAUGAUGACACGGAUUGUGAGGAAGAUCGAAAGAAGAUCGGAAGGAAUGGAGAUAGGUUGGAAUUUGGGGCUAUUGAGGCCGGAAAGAAAUGGGAAGGAAAAAACGGAAAAAAAUACAUUACUGACAGCUUGAAACUUAGUAAGAUGCUCAGGGAUAUGCUAGUGCAACUUGCAAAAGAAUGUAAUAAUGAUGAACAAAUUGUUAGGAAAUUACAGACCGUUGGGAUGUUACAUAGUGCCAAUCGAUUUCAACUCCUUACUUUGGAUGCUCCAAAGGGAUAUAUUUGUCGAAUUCGACGUUUUGACUUUCACGAAGUUGCUAGUCAUAUAAAUAAUCCACCAUUAGCAUUUGUGCUAAAAGACAUUUUAAGAGCAAAGGCAAUUAUUAAACAGACAUUAGAAUUAGUGCAAGAAAAGAAAUCUGAUCUUGAUGAUCUCGAUGAUUUUGAUGACGAUGGGAGGGAAUUUAAUAGAUCAGAACGGUGUACAACUCCUCCAACAAUUACUUUAAACAAAACCCACAAGACUCCGGAAAAAAAACAGUACUAUAGAUGUAAUGAGAAAACAGGAUAG
Molecule: messenger RNA, 1505 nt
Organism: Racocetra persica
Lineage: Eukaryota; Fungi; Glomeromycota; Glomeromycetes; Diversisporales; Gigasporaceae
Source: the annotation of a GenBank genome assembly